Molecule: messenger RNA, 330 nt
Organism: Eremomyces bilateralis CBS 781.70
Lineage: Eukaryota; Fungi; Ascomycota; Dothideomycetes; Eremomycetales; Eremomycetaceae
Exons: 1
Biological process (GO): regulation of transcription by RNA polymerase II
Molecular function (GO): RNA polymerase II cis-regulatory region sequence-specific DNA binding; DNA-binding transcription factor activity, RNA polymerase II-specific
Source: RefSeq, a predicted model, not a curated record
AUGUACAAGACGGGAUUAUCGCCGCCGGACGCCAAUGGCACCGUCGCGCAAAUCGACGAUUCCCUCCCCGACGAUCCCAUCAUUUCUGCCGAAACACCCCAAUCCGACGUCGGCGCGACAUCCCGGCGCAGCAGCGCCCAAAAGUCGAAGAAAAACACCUACCCAUGCCCGCUCGCCAAACAAUUCAAUUGCAACGACUACUUCACGACGUCCGGCCACGCGGCGCGCCACUCCAAGAAACACACGGGGAAGAAGGACGCCGUGUGCCCGCAAUGCCACAAGGCGUUCACGCGCAAGGACAACAUGGAGCAACACCGCCGCACGCACAAG